Molecule: messenger RNA, 256 nt
Organism: Onychomys torridus (southern grasshopper mouse)
Lineage: Eukaryota; Metazoa; Chordata; Mammalia; Rodentia; Cricetidae
Product: 40S ribosomal protein S29-like
Exons: 1
Coding region: 7-177 (56 amino acids)
Biological process (GO): translation
Cellular component (GO): ribosome; cytosolic small ribosomal subunit
Molecular function (GO): structural constituent of ribosome; zinc ion binding
Source: RefSeq, a predicted model, not a curated record
GGCAAGAUGGGUCACCAGCAGCUCUACUGGAGUCACCAGCGGAAGUUCGGCCAGGAUUCUCACUCUUGCCACGUCUGCUCUAACCACCACGGGCUGAUCCGUAAAAACAGCCUGAACAUGUGCCGUCAGUGUUUCCGCCAGUAUGCGAAGGACAUCGGCUUCAUUAAGUUGGACUAAGCGACCUUGAAUGGAUUAUUCAAGACUGUCUACACAAAGAAACAGAUCAUGCUAGUCUUUGUACAUAAAGAAUAAAAAU